Acanthopagrus latus (yellowfin seabream) is the source of this 2440-nucleotide messenger RNA. It is a transcript of the gene oat, whose product is annotated as ornithine aminotransferase. The transcript has 10 exons. Bases 163 to 1497 code for a protein of 444 amino acids. Gene Ontology annotation, cellular component: cytoplasm. The record is from RefSeq and is a predicted model, not a curated record. NCBI's taxonomy places the organism in Eukaryota, Metazoa, Chordata, Actinopteri, Spariformes, Sparidae. Gene Ontology annotation, molecular function: pyridoxal phosphate binding; L-ornithine transaminase activity; identical protein binding.
AACGCAACGUCACGGUCGGUACCAUCCCACGCCAGUCUGUCACACACGCACGAGCCGUCCGCCUCGAGCUUCAGACUGCACCGGCUGAGCAUCACCAUCUUCGCUUCGUGAGACGGUUUAAACUUCGCCUUUUCUGCUUCUUUCUGACCCUGCAACAGAGCCAUGAAAGGAAUGAUUCUCCAGCUCAGCCGCAGCCUGAGCCGCACAGCGCCUGUCCUCCGCCGCAGCAUCCACUCUGGCACACGCCCGGCUUCCACCGCCGCCUCUAAACUGAGGGCCGACCGUGCACUUAACUCGGAGGAAAUCUACGCUCGCGAGGACAAAUAUGGAGCACACAACUACCAUCCCCUGCCUGUGGCCUUAGAGAGAGGGGAGGGCAUCCAUCUGUGGGACGUGGAAGGCAACCGCUAUUACGACUUCCUGAGUGCUUACAGUGCAGUGAACCAGGGCCACUGUCACCCUAAGAUCAUCGCUGCACUCACUGCCCAGGCCUCCAAACUCACCCUGACCUCAAGAGCUUUCUACAAUGAUGUGCUGGGAGCCUAUGAGGAGUACAUCACCAGAAUGUUUGGCUAUGACAAAGUCCUGCCAAUGAACACAGGAGUGGAAGGCGGUGAAACUGCUUGCAAGCUCGCUCGCAAGUGGGCCUACAAUGUGAAGGGGGUUCCCAAAAACAAGGCCAAAAUCAUUUUUGCAGAGGGAAACUUCUGGGGCCGCACCAUGGCAGCCAUCUCCAGCUCCACAGACCCCAGCAGUUAUGAAGGUUUCGGCCCCUUCAUGCCAGGCUUCGAGCUUGUCCCAUACAAUGACAUCCCUGCACUGGAGAAAGCCCUCCAGGAUCCAAAUGUUGCAGCUUUCAUGGUGGAGCCCAUCCAGGGGGAAGCUGGGGUUGUGGUGCCCGACCAGGGCUACCUGACCAAAGUCAGAGAUCUGUGCACUAAGUAUAACGUGCUGUGGAUUGCUGAUGAGGUGCAGACGGGCUUGGCAAGAACCGGCCGACGGCUGGCUGUGGAUCACGAGGAAGUCCGUCCAGAUGUGGUGAUUCUGGGCAAAGCUCUCUCUGGAGGAGUUUACCCUGUAUCUGCAGUGCUGUGUGACGAUGAGGUCAUGCUGACCAUCAAGCCUGGGGAGCACGGCUCCACGUAUGGAGGCAACCCCGUGGCCUGCCAGGUUGCUAUGGCUGCACUUGAGGUUUUGGAGGAGGAGAAGCUGUCAGAGAACGCUCAGAGGAUGGGAGAGCUGCUGCGGUCCGAGCUGAACAAACUGCCCAAAGACAUUGUGACAACUGUCAGAGGGAAGGGCCUCCUUAACGCGGUCGUCAUCAAAGAGACAAAAGACUAUGAUGCCUGGAAGGUGUGCUUGCGCCUCCGUGACAACGGACUGCUGGCCAAGCCCACCCACGGCGACAUCAUCCGCCUGGCCCCUCCCCUCAUCAUCAAGGAAGACGAGCUGCGCGAAUGCGUCGACAUCGUCCAGAGAACCAUCAUGUCCUUCUAGACUGAAACCAUUCCACUAAUUCGACAAUGCACAGACGACCUGCAAACUGAUAAUCCACGCAUGGCCUGAUUUAAGAAGUCGCUCUAAACAUUUCAUUAGUCGUUUUUAUUUUUGUUUGUUUUCCCAAAGAUGUGAUUUUCUUUGAAGGUGAUCGCUGUAGAAAUGCAGUAUUAAAGAGAAUGUGUGGACAGCGAGGCUACACUGAAGUUUUCGUACAGAAAAACCACUGUAAAGGAAGAAAAGGUUACGUUAGGUUUUUCCUAAAAUUGCAGCAGCUGCAAUUUUGAAAAAAGGGUAAGUAAGUUUGACCAGUGAAUCAGACAGUCUAAUCUUUAACAUACUUUUUUUUUAAAAUUUCUAUAACUACUGCUGUCUGUAAACAUUAACCUUGUAUAGCAAUAACAUAAGAAUAAGAAGCUGGCUAGUCUGGGUGUUUUUAAUGUAAGAGCAGGGUUUCCGCACAUCAUUAUACAAAAAGGCUUGAAAUAUGAACAUAGUUUUCAUAUUCCUUGGUUUGAAGGGAUUGCAUGAAAGUGUCAAAAUUGCAACAAACAGCUGAUUAUGUUUAGUUUAAGUACUUUUCAUUUACAGUACAGUUAAGUUCAAAACAUUUUAUGUAGGGUAAGUUAUGAUAUGUGUUACUGUGGAAGACAUACUGUGUGUUGCUCAUUGUGUUGUACAACUUGGUAGGAUUUAUCGCAGGCAACAUAACUGUGUGAGGAUUAAUGAGUGUUGGGAGGGGGGACUCGUGCUGCUAGUUUCAGGCUGGUUUGGUUUUUAAGUAUUUACAGUAUCUGUACAUUGUUUCAUUGAACUUUCUGAUGAAUGUUUCAUCUGUAAAAAUGAGAAACAAGCAAUGUAAAUAUUGUCUUUUUGAAGGCAGUAUCACCUUGAGAUUGUUACAGAAUGCGUUGUUCUUCAAAUAAACGAGUGCAGUCGUGCA